Dromiciops gliroides (monito del monte) is the source of this 4884-nucleotide messenger RNA. Its product is annotated as zinc finger protein 883-like. The transcript has 7 exons. NCBI's taxonomy places the organism in Eukaryota, Metazoa, Chordata, Mammalia, Microbiotheria, Microbiotheriidae. The coding region runs from base 564 to 2342 and encodes 592 amino acids. The record is from RefSeq and is a predicted model, not a curated record. Gene Ontology annotation, biological process: regulation of DNA-templated transcription.
CCAUGGACACGCCUCCCAGGUUGUAGGAGGCGGAGCCAAGAUGGCGGAGAGGAACCCGGAAGUUGCCUGAGCUCCCCGAAAUCUCCCUUGGAAAUUACCUUAAAUUAAACCUACAGAAGGAUGGAGUGAAACGAUCUUCUGGCUUAAGACAACCCGGAAGGUCUUCAGGAAAGGUCUGUCUCACGUGGGUCAAAGGGCGAGAGGGAGGACGACAGAUAAAAGUGCCGCUGGUGAAGCCGUGACGGGAAGAGGAAUCGGUCCUGAGCCCAAAAAGUCCUCUUGGAAGAGCUGGACAAGGAGCUGACCCCCCGCCGAGUCAGGCAGGAGGACACGUGGGUACACAAUUCUUCAGAUCAAGCCUGUAGAGAGGACACAGGUGGAAGGUAGUCUCUGAGAGGAGGAAGCACCAGCAGCUGGGGAGGGAGGAAGAAAACCAGGGCAGGCCUGCAGAAGGGGGGAUCUGAGAGCCAUCCUGAAGGGAAAGAAGGACAGGUUUGGAAACAAAUGGCCAGUUUGCAGACAACCAAAGCCUAUUCCAAGGAGAGAACCUGGAACCAGAGAGGAUGGCCCCAGGGACCCAGAGACCCUCAUCCCAGGAGUUGGUGACCUUCAAGGAUGUGGCUGUGCAUUUCACCCAAGAGGAGUGGCGCCUCUUGGACCGUUCUCAGAGAGAGCUGUACAAGGAGGUCAUGCUGGAGAAUGUCCAGAACCUGCUCUCUGUGGGAUUUCCAGUUUCUAGAGAAGAUUUGCCUCCCCCUUUCCAGGAAGGGGAAGCACCAGAGAUGGUAGAAGAAAAAGGUGCAAGGAGCUCCUGUCCAGGUGCAGAGACCAGGUUUGAAGUGAAGGAGAUGACUACAAAGGUGGACAUUCUUGUGGAAGAACUUGGCCAGCAUAAAUUUCUGAGUGAUGGUGCCUGUGACUUCAGUUUGAGAGACAUCUGUGGCUCUAAUACCAAGGUGGAUAAAAAUACUAAGAGUAUCUGGGAGUUUGGUGAAAUUGGAGAGGCCUUCACACAGUCUUCAGUCUUAAAUAACAGUAAGAGAAGGACUUCAUGGAAUGAAGGUGUUCAGGACAGUGAAGAUAAUAAAUGGUUUCCUAAACAACUAAAUGCUCAUGAGAAGUCUCUACAAAUGCAAAUGGAUCAAGGUAAUCAUCUGGAAAUGGCCUUGAAUUUAAAUUCUGAUCUCAUUAGACAUCAGAAAAGUGACACUGGAGAAAUGCCUUAUGUAGCUGACAAACAUGGGAAGGCCUUCAGUCAGAGCUCUAAGCUCAUUACUCUUCAGAAAAUUCACAGUAGAAAGGAGCCUGUUGAAUACAAUGAAUGUAAAGCAACCAUCUCCCUUCACUCAUCUCUUCCUUGCCAUGCUGGAUUUGACCAUGGAAUGAAAAGAUAUGCAUGUCAUCAUUGUGGAAAGGCCUUUGCUUCAAACUCAGAUCUUAUUAGUCAUCAGAACAUUCACACUGGAAAAAAGUUUUAUGAAUGUAAUGAGUGUGGAAAGACUUUCACACAGGAAUCACAUCUUGUUGUACAUCAGAGAAUCCACACUGGAGAGAAACCUUAUGAGUAUAAUCAGUGUGGAAGGGCUUUUGCACAGAUUUCUGGUCUUUCUAACCAUCACAAAGCCCGCAUUAGAGAGAAAGCUUUUGAGUGUAAUCACUGUGGGAAGUCUUUCUCAGAGAGGUCCACUCUUGCUAAGCAUAAGAGAAUCCACACUGGAGAGAAACCUUAUGAUUGUAAUCAGUGUGGAAAGGCUUUUGCACAGAGCUCCAGUCUUGCUGUACAUCAGAGAAUACAUACUGGAGAGAAACCUUAUGAAUGUUAUCAGUGUGGAAAGACUUUCACAGAGAGUUCCAAUCUUGCUAAGCAUAAGAGAAUCCACACUGGAGAGAAACCUUAUGAAUGUAAUCAGUGUGGAAAGGCUUUCACACAGAGCUCUAGUCGUGCUGCACAUCAGAGAAUCCACACUGGAGAGAAACCUUAUGAGUGUAAUCAGUGUGGAAAGACUUUCACCAAGAGUUCCAAUCUUGCUAAGCAUAAGAGAGUCCACACUGGUGAGAAACCUUAUGAGUGUAAUCAGUGUGGAAAGACUUUCAACAAGAGUUCCAAUCUUGCUAAGCAUAAGAGAAUCCACACUGGAGAGAGACCUUAUGAAUGUAAUCAGUGUGGAAAGACUUUCACACACAGCUCUAGUCAUGCUGCACAUCAGAGAAUCCACACUGGAGAGAGACCUUAUCAGUGUGGGAAGGCUUUCACAAUGAAGUCCACUCUUGUUGACAUCAGAGAAUCCACAGUGGAGAGAAACAUUAUGAAUGUAAUCAGUGUGGAAAGGCUUUCACAAUGAGCUCUAAUCUUGCUGCACAUCAGAGAAUCCAUGCUGGAGAGAAACCUUAUGAAUGUGAUCAGUGUGGAAAGGCUUUCACACAGAGUUCCAGUCUUCAUAAGCAUAAGAGAAUCCACACUGGAGAGAACCUUUUGAAUGCAAUCAGUGUGGAAAGAAGUUCAGAUGCAGCUCCACUCUUGCUGUGCACAAAAGGGAAUCCACACCACAAAGAAAUCUUAGGAACAUAAUUAAUGUGGUCAAACCUUCGGGCAAUAACCAUCUCUUACUUCCCAUCUGAGAAUUCCUAUUGUAUAGUAUAAGAAAAUCAUGGCUUUGCCAUGUUGUUGAAGCCAUGAGCCUGGAUUGAACAGACUUUAACGAGAGCUUAAAGUGGCAAGGGCAAGAAUCCAAAAGAACUUAAGGGUGGGGCAGCUAGGUGGCGAAGUGGAUAGAGCACCAGCUCUGGAGUCAGAAGGAACUGAGUUCAAAUACAAGCUCAGACACUUAACACUUACUAGCUGUGUGACCCUGGGCAAGUCACUUAACCCCAAUUGCCUCACACACAAGCACACAUAAAAGAACUUAAGGGGACAAGAGUGCAUGUCAAAUAAGUUGUAUUCCUCAAUGAUCAUGCUUGGAGUUAGACUCAGAAUAACAUGAGUCCCAUAGUGUCGUGCUUUUCAUCCUUAAGUUAAUAUUACACAAAUGGAUUUUGCUAUAAGAUGCUUAAUAACAAAUGGAAGAAUUGGGAUAGGUGUAGUGCCUUCAGAAUUCCUUAAAACAGUGGGAACAUUUUUAAGGUGAUUAAAUAUCAAACAUAGGUAAACUCAGAUUUCCCAUUUUAACAGAAUUUUUGUUUGACAUCCAGAUAUAAGAGAAAUUGCUUUUCUGCCAUAGCUGAUACAAUCAUUCAACAAUUAUACCAUAAAUUUUUUUUGUUUUUGGUGAGGCAAUUGGGGUUAAGUGACUUGCCCAGGGUCACACAGCUAGUAAGUGUUAAGUGUCUGAGGCUGGAUUUGAACUCAGGUACUCCUGAAUCCAGGGCGGGUGCUUUAUCCACUGCACCAUCUAGCUGCCUCCCAUAAGGAUUUUUACAAAUGUAAUACCUUCAAACAAUAUUUGGAUUUCUUAAAAAAUUUUAAACCAAACCAAUUAAUUACGAAUCAGGUGUUCUUAAUUCAGUUGUAUAUGCUUUUACACAGAAACCUUAAAAUCACAUGCUUCCUGAAACUGGGUGGGGGGGGGGGAUGGUUCUAUCAUGCCUUAGCAGACAAUAAAUGGAACAUUUUAAUUUUCUAAGGCCUAAUACUUUUAGCACUUUAAAAGAAAAAAACUUAUCUGUAAAUUCACAUAGUGCAUUUUUAUAAAGUGGUGAGUUUUCCAGUUAAUGUUUGUAAUUUCUUUAUUACUUUCUUUUAAAGACCCGAGAUGUCCAUCCAUACCGUAGAAACUUAUGAGAAAAACAGCAAUUUUUCCCCCCGUGGCUUUUGUAGCCCCAAAGUCUUUUUAUUUUAUGUUAUUAUUAUUAUGGUCUCUUUGGUAAAGACCCCACUCCUUUCAUUAGCUUUUUCCUGACUUCUCUGUAACAAUAGUUCUUGUCAACCAUGCCCCCCCAUUGGAUAAACACUUGUCCUUGAAGAUUGUCACCAGUCCUGGUUCUCCUCCUGCCUUUUGGACUGAUGACCAGGGGAUCCAUAAGUCCUCCCUCUGAUCUGAUUCAGUUCCCUUUUCUCCCUGCCCUACCUCCCUCCAUAUGGGGGUAACUCCCUCAGUCCUGGGCCUGCAUUUCUGAAGUAGUUCUCAGUCUUCUCUCUGAAAGGAACUAGCUGGACAGUAAUAAGAAUAAUAAUAGCUAGGUGGUACACUGGCCCUGGAUUCAGGAACAUGUGAGUUCAAAUUUGGCCUCAGACAUUUGACGCUUACUAGCUGUGUGACCUUGGGGAAGUCACUUAACCCUCAUCCCACCAAAAAAUUAGAAAAAAUAAGACCUGGCCUUCCUCUAGCACCCAGGUGCCAGGCACUGCUGAGCACUUGGGAAAUGGGAUCCUCACAGCAGCCUUUGGGGUAGAUGGAGUUAUUCUCUUUAUUGUAUACUUGAGGAAAGUGAAACAAGCAGGUCCAGUGACUUGCCCAGAGUCACAGAAGAUGUCUGAGGUCAAAUUUGAACUCAGUUCUUCCUGCCUCCAGGCCCAUCUUAGCAUCAGCUCCCUGGCAGCUGCCCUGUGGGGAGCUUCUCAAGAGAAUAAAGGGAAGUAGAAGCAUAAAUAGGGGUUUACACAGCCUUAGUCCAUCUGGGGAGGCUGGGCAGCCACUUUGCUCAUUGGGGUGUGUAUGGCACAAUUAUCUCAGUUUACCCAAAUAAUUUGAGGAGACCACCAAGUCAAUCAGAGCCAGAUUUAUUUCAUUUUCAUGAGAAUGGGUGACCCCAUGCAAGAGAUGAAAAGCGUGCUGGGGGCAGCUAGGUGGCGCAGUGGAUAGAGCACCAGCCCUGGAGUCAGGAAUACCUGAGUUCAAAUCCGGCCUUAGACACAUAACACUUACUAGCUGUGUGACCCUGGGCAAG